Messenger RNA from Lasiosphaeria miniovina, 312 nucleotides. RefSeq lists its product as uncharacterized. The coding region runs from base 1 to 312 and encodes 103 amino acids. The record is from RefSeq and is a predicted model, not a curated record. Lineage: Eukaryota; Fungi; Ascomycota; Sordariomycetes; Sordariales; Lasiosphaeriaceae. The transcript is spliced from 4 exons.
AUGACCCCGACGCCCACCACCCUUCGCGAGACACAGAGUAGCUCACCGUGCGCCGUUCUGGCGCAGAGAGGCACGCCUGCUAAGCGCCUCCUCAGCUUCCUCCUGCUGGCGCCUCGUCAUGGGCGGCGUCUAGACUCCUGCAUCUCGCGCGUCCUCGUUGUCUCGGGCCCUCUGGCCGUCGUCAACCGCGCCGCUAUCGAGGCCGUCGUGGGCGCUGUUAGCGUCUUUACGCUGCAGGACAUGAUCGUGGCCGACAACUCGCCCGCAAACCGCACACUCGUGUUCCAGUUUAGGUCGUUCCAUGUUGUCUAG